Messenger RNA from Priapulus caudatus, 4792 nucleotides. RefSeq names its product CD109 antigen-like. The record is from RefSeq and is a predicted model, not a curated record. Gene Ontology annotation, cellular component: extracellular region. Gene Ontology annotation, molecular function: protein binding; endopeptidase inhibitor activity. NCBI's taxonomy places the organism in Eukaryota, Metazoa, Priapulida, Priapulimorpha, Priapulimorphida, Priapulidae.
UAACUAAAUGCUAGAUAAUCAACCUCAACUUCAAAAACUCAAAAGCGUCACAUUCGUCUAAGUUCUCGUCCCUCGCAGUUUCUACUCAUGUCGUCUAUUUAUUCGACUCGUAUAAUCCCCACGUACAACCGGCAGGUACUGUCUCAGUGUCUGACUGGAUCUGGGCGUGAACUGAGCGUACGCUGCCUGCCUCCACGGUUCACUGCAUCCCAUUUAUUCAAGUUGUGUGUACGGAGGAGGCUGCGGCGUCACGUAUAUUGAUCACAACAUACCUGCGUUCGUCGAACGGCCAGUAGAAGAACCGGUAGCCAUUUUGAAGGCAGCGUACUGGCGGCGCGGUGUUUCGAUCAUACAAGUGUAAUAUAUUUUCGGUUUUCUUCACGAUGAUAUGACGUUGUACGCUCAGUUUUCUUGGUGAACUCCGUCGAUAGUUCAGCUUUCGUUUCCGUGAGUUUGUAAACAAAGGUUUCUGUAGAUCCGUCGAUCGCAAGGCGAACGGAGAGGGACUGAUAGCCGUACGUGACACAGGUGUGCACGUGACAAGGUGUGCAACAGAUAGAGGUGAAGAUGUUGCUGCAGGUGUUGCUAGUCCUGGCUUCGGCGACGACGGGUGGAUACACACAGCACUGGGAUGCCUUCGCCAACUGGAACUACUUGCCCGCCUACGUGAAACGCGACCCCACCUACCUGAUCCUCGCUCCGAAGGAGAUUCGGCCGGGGCAGACGUACCGGCUCGCCGUGCACAUCCUGCGCGUGGAGGACAAGGCCGAGCCCGUGCACGUGCGUGCGUCCGUGCGUCGCGAGGGCGUCGAGGUGGCUGCCGCCUACCAGAAGUACUACGAGGGACUGCCCGACACGAUGCUCAUCAAGAUUCCCGACGGCGCGCUGCCCGGUCCGUACGCGUUGUUCGUCGAGGGACACAUAGAGGGCGCCAUCGACGAGUCGUUGUUCCGCAACACCACCGAGCUGAGGUUCGAACAGCGAACAAUGUCGAUCUUCGUGCAGUUCAACAUUCCGAUGUACGCGCAAGGAACGACGAUGUACUUUCGAGUGAUCCCUGUGCUGCCGGACUACCGACCCUACCUGGGAACAGUGGACAUCUACAUCAUGGACCCGUGGGGAUUUGAGGUGAGACGCUGGCUGUCUCAGCAGAGCAACCUCGGCGCCAUCAGUCUCGACUACGAACUCUCCGGAGACGCCCUCGAGGGAGAGUGGCGCGUCAAGGUCAAAGCCGGGGGUUACACCGAGUAUCACAACUUUACCGUCGUGGGAUUUGAUCUACGCCCCCACAAAGAUAAACCGCGGAUGGAGACGAAGCUGUUUGCACCGUCGACGAUUCUCGACACGGACGACAAGGUCGGAGUCAAGGUGGUCGCACUGAAGAUGAGUAACAGCCUGGUGGAGGGCCGCUGCUGGGUGCGCGCGUACGUGCGCAAGCUGAUGCCCGACGGCACGCCGCUCGUAGCCGAGAACGAGAACCUGGGAGAGAAGGCGCUCGAGGUCUACGACCCCAUGUUCACCGGCGUGCGUACGUUCGACUUCUGGCUGCACGAUCUUAACGAGCUUGGCGACCCGCUCGCCGGUAACGAGAUCGUGUUCGACGUCACCGUGCAGGACCCGCUGCUCAACGACACGCUGCACGCCGCCGCACACUCGCUCGUCUUCAACAGCACUGUGCGCGUGCGCUUCCUCGGUGGCCAGCCACAGAUAUUCAAGCCCAACAUGCCCUUCAAGGCCUACGUGAGUGUGCUAGGUGUCUUCAACAGCACUGUGCGUGUGCGCUUCCUCGGUGGCCAGCCACAGAUAUUCAAGCCCAACAUGCCCUUCAAGGCCUACGUGGCGGUGGCGAAGCAGAGCGGUGCGCCGCUGGACAGCUAUGUGAACAAGGUGCUGCGUGUGCGCGUCGCGGGGUCGGCCCGCCAGCUGCCGGGGCUGCGCGACAUCUACACGAUCCCCAACAACGGCAUCGUCACCAUCGACUUCACACCACCCGAGGACGCCACCUAUCUGACGCUCGAGGCGUUCUACGACCCCGUUGAGAACGACCCUAACUACCGGCAGCAGUACGGCUACACGCAGGGGUUCAGGCGCUCCGGAUCAGCCUACUCGUCGUCGAACCCCGACGCGCCCGACUACCAGCCGCAGCAUCCGGACGAAUACACGACGACGACCACAGCUUCACCGUACGAAAUUGUGCGGCCGGUGUCCGUGCAGAGCGGCGUGUCGAUGACCCAGUUGAAGCUGUUGAGAUACUACUCCCCCGACAAGAACUUCCUCUCUGUCACCACGAGCACGAGCCAGCCCAAGGUGGGCGAGUACAUCAUCUUCCACGUGAACUCGUCGUUCUACCUCGACGACCUGAGCUACUUGAUCGCGAGUAAAGGCAACAUUCUGCUUGUCGACCAUUUCCGCAUGACGUCGCGCAUGAAGACGUUCGAGGUGACGCUAAGCCCCGAGAUGGCGCCGUCGGCGCGCAUCGUCGUCUGGCACAUCAAGAGCGACGGGGAGAUCAUCGCCGACAGCAUGAACUACCACGUCGACGCGACGUCACGCAACAAUGUGAGUGCUGCCCCCUGGCAGCGAUGGACGGGCGAGGUGGCGGGCGUGCGAGCGGGCGUCGCAGCGGAGGGGGGGGGGGGGAAGAGUUCAACCAUUUGUGUGUCUCAUCUGCGCUUUCGUCCCAUGAUCCAGGACUCGAUGUACGGCUUUGACGACCACGGCAACAGCAGCCACCAGUACCGCUGGUCGUUCCCGCUGCAGGGCGAGCCGGACAAGAAGGUCUACUACCCGUCGAACUCGUACGGCGUCGAUGCCAACCAGACCUUCCUCUACGCGGGACUGAUAGCGUUCACGGAUGCGAACAUGACGGUCACGUGGGAGCAGUGUAACGUGAGCGCCGGCUGGCUGCGCUGCGCGGACUCGCGAUGCUACGCCGCGUGGACGCGCUGCGACGGCGUCAACAACUGCGAGGACGGCACCGACGAGUCAUUCUGUACGUAUCCGCACCAGGUGGCAGCACUGCGACGGCAUUCCGUGUCGGCGUUCCGUGUCGGCGUUCCGUGUCGGCGUUCAGUUCUUAUGUUUUACAAGGGUCGGCGGCCGUACUUCCUGCACAUUGAGGCUCCGGACGUCAUCAACGUGGGAGAGCAGGUCGGCAUCCGCACGUCCGCAUUCAACUUCCAGACCGUAGAGAUCGAGAUUCCGGCGAAGGGAGGCAGGAAGAUCUACAUCCCGCUCGUGCCGCAGCGUAUGGGGGCGAUCACCGUGACGAUGCUGGGGCUGACACAGAUGAACACUGACACGCACGAGGCUACCUUCACAGUCGAGCCUGGUGGUGUUAUCGUACACCUACACACGCCCCUCGUGCUUGACCUGACCGGCUCAGCCACCAAUCUGCUGCAUCUCGACAUCAACAUAUCCGAAACAAACAUCAUCCCUCACCAGCGUGACCGACUCUACAUCUCCGGCUCCCCCACCGCCUCCAUCUCACUCGUCGGUAAGCACGCGCUCUUGUUUGAUUUCACUCUUCGACAUUUCUUGCGGCUAGUGGAGCUUUCGCCGGACAAUCCGUCGACGCGCUACAGCAAUGUGUCGCUGACCGCCUUCGUGCUCAUCACUCUCACCGAGGUCAAUGACCUCACCGGGGUAAGUACCGUGUGCUCUCAUGACAUGAUAUACUGGGGUCGUGAGGUGGUGCCGCGCACUGCCAUCAUGCUGCAGAACAGCAUACCUUACUACGGGCCGCGGCGCUGGCACAAGUUCGACAGCCUCAACGUGGAGACGACCGCGUACGCGCUUAUGUCGUACAACCUGCGCAACCACUGGCAGACGAAACACAUCGUCAAGUGGCUGAACAACCAACGCAACACGGAUGCCGGCUUCAUCUCCACCCAGGACACGAUCGUCGCGCUGGAGGCUCUCUAUCAGUUCAGCAUCAAGUCGCAGAACCGGCACCUGUACCACUUCACGGCCCUCGUCGAGGCUUCGUCGACGAGUCAGUGGUCAACAACGCUCGAGGUGCCGCGCGGAGAGUGGUCCGACAUGAAGGUCGCACAGAUCCCGGACGCGUGGGGCAGCGUGCGUGUGACUGCGAGCGGGACGGGACUGGCGCUGCUACAGCUCGCUGUCAGCUACACGAUCGACGUGAUGCGAUACUACCUGCCGGCGUUCCCCGUCGAGGCCUUCCAGAUGGACACGAAGAUCAUCUACUACGGCUUCAACUACUCGACGGUCGACUAUGACAUAUGCGCACGGUGGGUGUACACGGAGGAGUCGGAUCGCUCCGGCAUGGCCGUCAUCGAGGCGGACGUGCCGAGCGGCUACGUCGUCCACCAGAUGGAGCUGGACGACCUGGCCGAGAACGGCAACGUGCGCAACCUGAUGCGGGCCGACUUCGAGGGCGACCGAGUCGUGCUCUACUUCGACUACAUGGACACGAAUCCGAUCUGUGUGCGUUUCUAUGCGAAGCGCUGGUACCCCGUCGCCAACAUGACUCAGUGGCACAAGGUGGCCAUCUAUGACUACUACGCACCAGAACGAGGGAACGUGACGAUGUUCGAGGCCUUCAAUCUGUUCAUCCUGAACAUCUGCCAGGUGUGCGGUUCCUACCAGUGUCCGUACUGCCCUGACUACAAUGGUGGCGCCACCAUCGGCCUCAGCUGGAUGCUCGUCAUCGUCGCCGUGACGACUGCCGUCGCCACCGCCGCCAAACACUCAAUAUGGCGGCCCUAGCAUUGCAUAAUCACAUAGUAACAUGUAGGUGCUGUAGAACGCCGUCGGUUGGGCGAGCGCC